Lynx canadensis (Canada lynx) is the source of this 2156-nucleotide messenger RNA. It is a transcript of the gene ONECUT2, whose product is annotated as one cut homeobox 2. Gene Ontology annotation, molecular function: DNA-binding transcription factor activity, RNA polymerase II-specific; RNA polymerase II cis-regulatory region sequence-specific DNA binding. NCBI's taxonomy places the organism in Eukaryota, Metazoa, Chordata, Mammalia, Carnivora, Felidae. The transcript has 2 exons. The record is from RefSeq and is a predicted model, not a curated record. Gene Ontology annotation, cellular component: nucleus. Gene Ontology annotation, biological process: regulation of transcription by RNA polymerase II. The coding region runs from base 1 to 1515 and encodes 504 amino acids.
AUGAAGGCUGCCUACACCGCCUAUCGAUGCCUCACCAAAGACCUAGAAGGCUGCGCCAUGAACCCGGAGCUGACAAUGGAAAGUCUGGGCACUUUGCACGGGCCGGCCGGCGGCGGCAGCGGCGGGGGCGGUGGCGGGGGCGGCGGGGGCGGCGGCGGGGGCCCGAGCCAUGAGCAGGAGCUGCUGGCCAGCCCCAGCCCCCACCACGCGGGCCGCGGCGCUGCUGGCUCGCUGCGGGGCCCGCCGCCGCCGCCAACGGCGCACCAGGAGCUGGGCACGGCGGCAGCGGCAGCGGCGGCGGCAUCGCGCUCGGCCAUGGUCACUAGCAUGGCCUCGAUCCUGGACGGCGGCGACUACCGGCCCGAGCUCUCCAUCCCGCUCCAUCACGCCAUGAGCAUGUCUUGCGACUCGUCCCCGCCCGGCAUGGGCAUGAGCAACACCUACACCACGCUGACGCCGCUCCAGCCGCUGCCGCCCAUCUCCACCGUGUCGGACAAGUUCCACCACCCGCACCCGCACCACCACCCGCACCACCACCACCACCACCACCACCAGCGCCUGUCGGGCAACGUCAGCGGCAGCUUCACCCUCAUGCGCGACGAGCGCGGGCUCCCGGCCAUGAACAACCUCUACAGCCCCUACAAGGAGAUGCCCGGCAUGAGCCAGAGCCUGUCCCCGCUGGCCGCCACGCCGCUGGGCAACGGGCUGGGCGGCCUCCACAACGCGCAGCAGAGCCUGCCCAACUACGGGCCGCCGGGCCACGACAAAAUGCUCAGCCCCAACUUCGACGCGCACCACACUGCCAUGCUGACCCGCGGUGAGCAGCACCUGUCCCGCGGCCUGGGCACCCCGCCUGCGGCCAUGAUGUCGCACCUCAACGGCCUGCACCACCCCGGCCAUGCUCAGUCCCACGGGCCGGUGCUGGCGCCCAGCCGCGAGCGGCCACCCUCGUCCUCGUCUGGCUCGCAGGUUGCCACAUCGGGUCAGCUGGAGGAGAUCAACACCAAAGAGGUGGCCCAGCGCAUCACCGCCGAGCUGAAGCGCUACAGCAUCCCACAAGCGAUCUUCGCGCAGAGGGUGCUGUGCCGGUCUCAGGGGACUCUCUCCGACCUGCUCCGGAACCCAAAACCGUGGAGUAAACUCAAAUCUGGCAGGGAGACCUUUCGCAGGAUGUGGAAGUGGCUGCAGGAGCCCGAGUUCCAGCGUAUGUCUGCCUUACGCCUGGCAGCGUGCAAACGCAAAGAGCAAGAACCAAACAAAGACAGGAACAAUUCCCAGAAGAAAUCGCGCCUGGUGUUCACCGACCUCCAACGCCGAACGCUCUUCGCCAUCUUCAAGGAGAACAAACGCCCGUCCAAAGAGAUGCAGAUCACCAUUUCCCAGCAGCUGGGCCUGGAGCUGACGACCGUCAGUAACUUCUUCAUGAACGCCCGGCGCCGCAGCCUGGAGAAGUGGCAGGAUGAUCUGAGCACAGGGGCCUCCUCGUCCACCUCCAGCACUUGUACCAAAGCGUGAUGGAAGGACUCUCGGGCGGGCACAGGUCGCCUCCGGAUGAGGACAACCGACACCAAAAGAGAACGCAAAGGAAAAAGACACCGGAUUCUUAGCUGGGGCCCUUCACUGGUGAUUUGAAAGCACAAUUCUCUCGAAAAGAAACUAUUCUAGCUGUAAUCAUAGGCCAGGUGUUCUUUUUUUGUUUUCUUUUGUAAUGGCGAUGGAGUCCAAGUGCAAGCUGAAAAUUCAUCUCUUUGAACCGGACAUUGUCCUCCGAGCAUGCUAAGCGUCCCAGAAACCCAAAUGGGGCCUUCCUGGAGCGAGUUAGUUUCAGUGUGGUGUCAGCCAAGCUCAGGAUCACUUCCAGUGUCAACGAUCUCGCUUUGGGGCCCGUUUCAGUCAGGGUUCCCCCGUGUCACAGUGGGAAUUCGGCCUGUGGAAGGAUUCUGAGAUUGGGCUCCCAAGACGCUACUAUGAGAGAUUCUUCUGGCAACAAGAAUGACCUCAUUUGCUUUCUGAGUGCUUGGCCUCAUCACACCACAGUACACCAAAGUUCACAGCCAUAACAUAGAAAAAAAAAAAAAAAAGGCAAAAAACCCCCAAAACAUCAGAAUGAUAAUUACUGAGCACAACUUUUAAAUAUGGAAAUUAAAAAAAAAAAA